Molecule: messenger RNA, 1098 nt
Organism: Cladophialophora psammophila CBS 110553
Lineage: Eukaryota; Fungi; Ascomycota; Eurotiomycetes; Chaetothyriales; Herpotrichiellaceae
Exons: 1
Coding region: 1-1098 (365 amino acids)
Molecular function (GO): nitronate monooxygenase activity
Source: RefSeq, a predicted model, not a curated record
AUGGCUGCUUCCCGAGCAGUCCAACGCCUUAAGGCAACUUACAACUUCCUCAAAACCCCCAUCAUCAUCUCGGCGCCUAUGCGCGUAUUCGCAGGUCCGGAUCUCGCAGUAGCAACAUCUCGCGCUGGCGGUCUCGGCUUCAUCGGCCCAGGUGGGGAUCCUACAGAUUUAGAUCCCAAGCUUGAGAAAGCACGGAGUCUACUGAAUCUGAAACCCGUCACCGUCUCUGACUCUACUCCUUUGGAUUCUCUAGAUGGUGACAACCUACCCAUCGGCGUAGGAUUUCAGGUUUUCGAUGGUGACCUCGAAGUCGCAGCUGCAACUAUACGCAAAUACAUGCCUGCCGCAGCAUGGCUAUUUGUUCCAGUAUCUGGCCAAUCUGAGUUAGAUGAGUGGACGUCGAGGAUUCGGAAAGAGUCACCUUCGACAAAAAUAUGGAUUCAAAUCGGCUCUGUCGCUGAAGCUGUGGACGCAGCGAAAAGCAAGCACGCACCGGAUGUGCUGGUCGUUCAGGGGGUCGAUGCUGGUGGACACGGUCUCAGGAAGGGCGCAGGUGUUGUUUCGUUGCUGCUGGAGGUCGCGGAUGCACUGCGAGAAAUCGGGUCUGAAAUCCCCCUCGUCGGCGCCGGCGGCAUUGCGGACGGUCGAGGAGUUGCUGCGGUACUAGCUACAGGCGUCGCAGCGGGUGCAGUGAUGGGCACCCGCUUCCUCGCCAGUAACGAGGCCGAGAUCAAAAAGGGAUACCAAGAGGACGUGCUGCGAGUCUCGGACGGCGGCCAAAGCACCAUCCGCACCGAUUUAUUCGACAGACUUCAAGGGAGGGAUGAUUGGCCGGAGCGAUAUGACGGUCGUGCGAUUAUCAAUGGAAGUGUAAGAGAUGAUUUGGCGGGGAUGGAUUUGAAGGAGAACAAACAGAUCUUCCAGGAACAAAUGAAGAACGGGUCGAUUGGAUGGGGAGAGCAUGGGAGAAUGACGGCGUAUGUAGGGAGUGCUGUAGGGCUGGUGCGGACGGUGGAUUCGGCGCAAGAGAUUGUUGAACAGUGCAGAGCAGAGGCCAAACAAGCUUUGCUGCAUGCCGUGGAUGGACUUGAGAUUUGA